This is a messenger RNA of Trichobilharzia regenti, 9678 nucleotides long. Lineage: Eukaryota; Metazoa; Platyhelminthes; Trematoda; Strigeidida; Schistosomatidae. The record is from the annotation of a GenBank genome assembly.
ACUGGAUGUUAUGGUGGGAAUUUUGAAUGUAGCGUAGCUCUUGUUGGUGUCAAUAUCAUGUUGGAUUUUGAACAACAGGAAUUGAAAGUUCAUGUGAAUUAAAAUAAAUUAGAGUAUUUCACUAUCAUGGAUGUUAAAAGCUUGCCGAAACGUCUCGCAGAAUACUUUGUUAUCUGCGGUUUGCCGAAAGAUCCCAAGACUUAUGAUGUUUCAAAGAUUAUCACCCACACCGAGGAAAUUAUUGCUCCUGAGGUGUCAAUUGACUUCACCAGAUUUCCGGAACCGAUUAUCGAUAUUAAGAUCGUUAGUUUAAAAGAGAAAGAGGAAGUUCCUGAAGGAUAUACACGCAUUAAAUACAGUGUCUCUGGAAAACACAAGGCUAAUAUUAUGCUUAACUUUGGCGAAGAGGCUUGCAUCUGUUAUCGAAGAGGGCGUGACCUACCAUACAUUAAGGAUAUCGAUACUUUAGGAGACAAACAGUGCCCAAAGAAAAAUACAGUAGUUUUAUCAAAGACUAUUGGUGGUCGUGAUGCUAAUAUGCUUAGUACGCUAACAAAUCGUUUAUUUCUAUCAUAUCUACGUGGUAAUCCAGAGAAUAGUAUUGAUUCCCUGGCUGUAACGGAUCUAUGCAUUAUAAUUCCAGGGAAACAAGAAACUUGUCCACCUGCCUAUCGACAAGUUACAGAACCGAUAUGUAUAAGUUCAUUUAGACUAAAAGCUUAUAUAUGUUAUCGAAAAUCACUUGUAAAACAAUGCAUUAUCUCUUAUGAACCUGAAGUAUUAUAUUGGUAUCGUGUACCAAACACUAUGGAUUAUGAUUUUACUGAUUUGGAUAAAAGAUAUGAAGAAGAAACUUCAAAGUGUUCUCUGCCCUCAUUGAGUAAGCCCGACCAGUGCUGUGACCAGGUGAAUAAUGAGGCACCGGAUAAUAAUAAUAAUAACAGCUCAGCUGCUACAGAUUCACCACCAGUGGCUCCACUGGAUCCAGAUAUCUUUCAAGUAGCAAAUUUUUGCCUUCCUUGGGGUGCGUCAAUUGAAUCAUGGUCGGUGAAUCAAGAUCCACCGGAAGUGAAUUCUUUCACUUUUAUGCUAACAAAUGAGUCUUAUCAACAGCUCUAUGGUGUUGCAUUGACAUUUUAUGAACCUUAUGAUCUUAAACAAUUAGAUUUACUCAAAGGUUAUUGUUUAGGCUUGGAUCCUGAACUUGUCAGUGCUAUUAUUUCAUCGAACACAACUACUACGGAUCCAAUGCCUACUACUACUGGUGGUGUUGCUACCAAUUUAAUAAUAAAUCAUGAUUGCACUGUUAAUGAAGUCGAUGAAGAGGAGAAGGCGAUUGCUGAACGUCAACGUCAUUUUUUAGCAUCACGUGUUGGUGAUCGUGUGAUUGGUGUAACAAAAACUAUUUGUUUAUUGUCGCGUUGGUCGUUCACUUUACCAUUUUCUAAUUUUCUCGGAUUUCUGUAUAGUCGAUGUUUAUUGUCGAAUGAAUUGAAUGCUAUACCGUUUGAACGAUAUUUAGGUCAUUUCCUGUUCGAAAUACCUUUCCCGAAUCGUGCAAUUCCAAGUGUAUCAGUGGAUCUUUGUGCCGCGCCUAUUCUUCUUCAACGUCCAGACGAUACGAAUGCGUCUUCUUCAAGUUGUGAAUCCUUCUUCCGUCUAUUGGAUAAUUUAAAUGUCGAUGUAAUUAUUCAGUUAUUUGUUCAGCUACUAACUGAACAGAAAAUUCUUAUGUCAUCUGUACGACAUUCAGUGUUGAGUGAUAUCGGUGAAGCGUUGACAUGUAUGAUAUUCCCAUUAAAAUGGACAGUUGUAUAUAUUCCCUACAUAUAUAUGGGUUGUAUUCAUGUCAUCCAAUCACCCUCACCAUAUUUAAUUGGAAUGAAUUCAAGAUUUUUUGAUUUCUUUCGUCUACCUCCAAAUGGUGGUAUUGCCUAUCUUGAUUUGGAUACAAAUAAUUUUAAGCCACCUACAUCAUUUGGUCAAGUGACACUAGAUUCAAAAGUAUUACCAAAGAAACCCUUGAAACAGCUGAAAGUCAAGUUAAUAGAAUUAAAAGAGAGAAUAAUUAAUAUGCGUAACACAUCAACACGUCAAUUAUCCAAUAAACAUGCCAAUGUACAAAGAACUAUGAUGUUGGAUUGUAUGUUUUCUACAUCGAAUUCAGAAUUAGCUCAAGAGGAAUUAGUGAAAAUUCGUAAACGUUGGCUGGAAGAACUAAAUGAAAUGACAAAAAUUGGUGCACAAAUCAAAGAUGCCUUUUUUCAAUUUAUGGUUCAUCUGUUGAAAGAUUAUCGUGCAUGCCUUAUACCAGUACGAAAUGUUAAUAAUGAUGUUCUAUUCAAUGUUGAACGUUUUCUUAGAGAAUAUGCUGAUAAGCCAACUAUACCAUUUUAUCGUGCCUUAUUUGAAACUCAACAAUGGACUAAUUUUGUCCGUGAUAGAAUUUAUGCAUCAUCACGUGAUGAAGAAUUAGAAUACUUUGAUAAUCAUAUUGAAUUACUUCGAGAAAGUGAAUCGAAGUCAUCAUCACGUCUUCAUCACGCCCACCAACGUCAUCAUCACCAUCAUCAACACAAACAGCAACAGCAUCGUUCGCAUAACGGUGUCACUUUAUCAUCUAUGACUAAUUUAUUCUCAAUUGGUAAUCGAUCGUCAUCACCAUCAGUAGCAUCAUCAUCUCAUGAACAUUUAGCCAAUACAACAAAAACUACACCAACUGUUGUUAAUAUCAAUCAUCAUCAACAUCAUCAAGGUUAUGAUGCAGCCAGUGAUAAUCUUAGUAAUCAUUCAGAUGCUAUGUCAACAUCAAGUACUACUUCUUUAAAAGGUGGAGGCAGGUCAGAUGAAUCGAAUCAUUCACAGAUAUCAUCAAGUGAUUUAAUGAUGUUACCUAACAAUAAUCAAUGUACAGCUGUUAUCGGUCCACCGAAUUGGCCAAUUCCAGAAUUUGUGGAAAAAUAUCAAGGAAGUCAACUACUCUGGACAAGUCAAUACACUUUGGGUGUUAUUCCAACAAAGAUUAAUUCUUAUCUGUUAGAUUUACUUGCAGCACGCGUGUUAUACUUUAGUGCUGUUGCCACGUCGUCUUCAAUCAAUAGUCCUAUAUCGAGAAUAUACCAACUGCAUGAUGACUAUAAAAGACAAGCCAGUAUUAUGACAUCAAUAGCGUCAGGCAUAACAACAGAAACAGCAACAAAAGUAUUGAACGAUAAUAUUAGUCAAGGAAGUAUUGUUCUUCAUCAUAACCAUAUUGUUAAUUCUCUCCCAACUACUACUACUACUGCUACUACUAACAUGGCUAUAAGUAGUCAUACGGAUAUAGUUCAGUCAUCCCAUCUGUUGAAUACUACCAACCUGUUUGGGGAUGUUGUUGGUUUUGGUGGUGGGAGCAUUAAUUCCACCGAUUGUCUUGACUUUCAGAGACCACCAAUGAAUAUGACAAGGGUGGCAUUACUUCAGAUGAAUAAUAAUAAUAAUAACUAUUAUUACAGUAAUAAUAAUAACAGUAAUAAUAGUAGUAUUACUCACCAAUUGGGUUCUUUAAUGCUUGUUGACACACCUUCUCCACUACUUCUUCGUACAAAUCGUCCAGAUAGAAAUCAAAGUUUAAUUGGAUUAACUACAGAGUAUACGCUACCAGGGAAUAACGAGACAAUACUCAAGCGUUCAUCCCAUGAAUUACGCUAUGCAGCUAAUACCUGUAUGGAUAUCUCACAAGCUGAUGAUUUUUCAAUGCCAAAGUAUUUAGCUGCAACUGCCUAUUCUAUUUGGUUCAUGCUGUUGCCAGCCUAUUUAUCAGCUGUCUAUGCCUAUUAUAAUACCACGAGUGCUACAGAUGAUGCCGAUCAUGCCAAUCCUACUACUGGUUGUUCUUCUUCUGAAAAUGUUGUCCAUCCCAGUGAUGAUGCGCAUCAAUCGUCAGCAUCGACUUCGUCUGAAGUACAUGCAAUGGAUACAAUUAAACGGAUUAUAUCUCAGUCAAUCGGUGUAUGGAAUAGAAUGUGUCUGUAUGGAUUAGAAGGAUCUGAUCAAGUUGCUUUACGCAUUCUGUUAGUUUUACUAUAUCAGAAUCGUAUAGAAAAUUUGGAUCUGAGACAUUUUAUUGAUUCAGUGAAUUGGAAUCUCUCAUCGAAUGGUAUUGCAAAUCAUAUCUAUAAAGAGUAUGAGAGAGAGAUGAUGGAAAAGGAGAGAAUAGAACGAGACCGUCUAAAGUUGUCUGCAUUCAGACAACAACACCGACAACAACAACAGCAAAAACAACAAGGACAACAUGAUGAACAUCAACCCAUGAAUAUGAAUUUAACACAUCGUCGUUCUGCGUCUGCUGUAGAUUCAAUUCCUCAAAGUGUCUUGAUGAAUUCACCUUCAAAUAUUAUCAACAAUGAAAAGAAUUUAACUGGUAUCAAAGCACCACAACUACUCACUUCAUCGGAUGAUCUUCCUGAUUUAGGCUAUUCAACACUGAACACUACAACAGCAACAACAAUCGCUGAGGUGGACAAAGCAAGCGAUGAUCAUGAUUGGACAGAGGAAAAGGCUGUUUGUAAUGAAGACAAUUCAAUGCCGUGUAUUCUAUCUAAUGAUGUUGUUGAUCAUACUCAUCCAACGGUAGCGAAGUGUAAUCAGCCUUCAUCUACUACUCAUAUUGAUGGGGAUCUACACCUACCACCAACACCACCGCCAACAGUAGCAGCAGCAUCAGCUGUUACGUCGUCACCUGUGAAACAAGAAAUAAAUGACCCUACUUCAAAUCAUCAUCACCAUCACCAUCCCCAUCAGAAUUUCAAUGAAUUGAAUCCUAAUUCAAAGGUGAAUCCUUUUAAUGAGAAUUUGAAGUCAACUUCUACGCAUAUCAAGACAGGUAAUGCGAAGAAUAUUUCAUCAAAUACUGAAGGCAUUACUGCUACUAUCAACGACAAUGUCCAUACUGUCGACGUUAGUACAAAUAGUAGUAGUGAGACAACGACUAAUGAUGAUUCAUAUUCUUCUACGACUAAUGAAGAAGAUAGUCAAGAAUCUGAUGAUGAAAAACAACAACAACAUUCAGAAGAAGAGGAGGAGAUGGAGGAGUCAGCGGCAGUGCCAGGGAACUGUACUACUGAUAUAUUGCUAUCAUCUCCAUCAUCAUCAUCGGCUGUACCACAGAUUAAACGUCCUGUCUUUCAACCGUCUAAUCGUAAUACAACCUCUCAUAAUCCACGUUUAUACUACUCACAUCAUAGUAGUAUCGAUAUGAUUAGUAAAAAACCGUUAAUAGGAGAUAUAGAUAGCAAUAAUAAUAGCAAUAGUAAACAUAUGUUAUUAUUACAGACAUCACCAAGAAAAUCAAUUGAUUCCAUGAAUAUUACUGCACAACAGAUGAUGGUUAUGGAUGGUCAUUAUUUAGGGAAUAAUAUUAAUCAUGGUAGUCAAAUAUUGACAACAGCAAAUAUCUCUAUGCAUAAGAACAAUACGCCUCAUGAUAAUGAUGAGGAUGAAGUAGAAUCACAGGAUGGUGUUAAUAAUCCACGACAGGCUAAAAGUUCAGUUGUUCAUAAUGCACUGGAUUUUUUUAAUAAGUCGACGUCAGAUUUUAUGAAUCUUAUCAAUGCAAAUCGUUCAUUAUUAGGUUGGCGGUCAUUAAUACCAAGUUUAUCAACUAAUCCAACACCACAAUCAGGUAGACGUGCUACAACUACUGGUGCUUGUGCUUCUGCUUCUGUUGCAACAAGUUGUUUUACAGGAUCUGAUUUAUCCGAGAUUCGUUCAUCACCCCAGGAAGUUUAUCAUGUACAACAAUAUCAAGUACAAAGUGGGUAUAUUUCUCCAUUACUAUGGACAGGCAAAUCAGGGAGUAACCCUAAUAGUAAUAAUAAUCCAACAUUUAGUCCAGUUAUUGGUACAACAAGUGGUAGUAGUGGGGGUGGUGGUGGUAUUCCACUACUACGUGAUACUAAUCGACUAUUCAAUUCUUAUUACACUAGAAAUCCAAUGAAUGAAGAUCAUGGGGAUUGUAAUACCAGGAAUAAUAAUGACUAUUACUCUCAGUCUAAUCAGUUAGCAUCAUCAGUGAAUGAUGUUCUCCAGGAUAAUGCUCAAAUGAAUUAUGAUCAUGGACAUAAUCUUCGAGUUAAUCCUUAUAAUGAUUUAAAGUCAUUAAAAGAUAUGUGGAUCAAUAUUGCUGGUCCAUUGCUUGUUGGUGAUCCUAAUCGUCGUAUGUCACCAGCUAAUUUACGUACAAUCAUCUUACAACAUCAUCAUCAGUAUUACCAACAGCAGCAGCAACAACAACAACAACGACAGUAUGCAAGUGAUAACAAUAUAACGUCGUCAUCAGUAGUAUCGAAUCCAGUGGGUGAAAAUACUUCAUUUCUCACUCCGAGUACUACUACUUCUACUACUGCCACUACUGGUGGAGGUGAUGGUGAUGGUGGUAGGAGUAAUACUGCUGACACUUGUACUGAUAAUAUUUCAACUACUCCGCACAAUAAAUGUCGUGAUGAUGAUAAUGAUGAAAGUGGUGAUGCUCAACAGGUUACUUCAAAAAGUUCAACCAAUUCACCAACUUUAAUGAGUAUCAAUGAAUCGGUACAAUCUUCUGUUGACAAUACAUCCAAACCGACUGAAAGUUGUCCUGGUGAUGUAGUGAAAUCAGAUGACAAAUCAUCAUCAAUAAUUCCCUCUGAUAAUGCUUCAGUAUCCUCAGUUCCUACAACUUCAACAAAUAAUCCAAGUCAUCAAGUGGUAUCAUCAGCAUUACCUACACCCACUCCUGUUAUGUCAUCAUGUGCCAAUGUCAUUUCGCCACCACCACCAACAACAACAACCACAAGCGGAGUGACAACCUCAAGUAAUAAUAGUAAUAAUAAUAAUAAUAAUGUAAUGCCUAUUGUCAAUGAACGUAUUUCACAGCUGAAUGUAUUUAUAACCACUUGUUCAUCAUGUCCAAAAUGUAAUCAUUACGUGUACGAUGAAGAGAUAAUGGAUGGGUGGACAACGGAUGAAAAUGAUUCUAGAACACAAUGUCCAUUUUGUAAAAUCAAUUUCACUCCACAAUUAUCUAUUCGUAUAUUCGGUGAUACGUCUGAGUAUAAUCAACAAUCGAUACGAUAUCAACAACAGCAACAAAGGUUUCUCCAGCAGCAACAACAACAGUUAUCUCGUGCACAACAGAAUCUAUCGUCAACAAUGUCGAGUAAUAAUUUGUAUACAGCAGGUAUGGAUACUGAUUUGUCACCUGAUGGUGGUGGUGGUGGGAGUGGUGGAUCGCCUCCUUUGUUGAAUUCCCCAACUUCACCAACAGCGACAUCAUGGAAUAAUAAUACCACUGUGCGCCUAAUGGAGCUGACGUAUUCCUAUUUAAGUCCAUUUGUCUUAAGAAGAACACUGGAGACAAUUAUUCAACGAGAAGGUGAUGAAUGCUUACGCUGUCCAUCACCAUUGUCGUCAUCAUCAUCACCGGCAUCUGUUCAAUCCUCCUUACUAAGUCGUCAUCCACAAUUAACAUGGAAUUUGGUAUGGUUAAUACAUCGAUUAGGCCUGCCAACACAUUUAUUAGACAGUCUACCAGUAUGGUUAAUAAACUGCCAAUCAGAACAACGUAUGAAGUUGAAAAGCCUUUAUCAAGCUAAUGUAUUACAUCAUCAACAACCUCAACAGCAACAACACCACCACCAACAACAACAACAGCAUAUGUGUAAUAAACAAAUGAAAGGUAUCAAUUCAACUAUAUUCACUGAUUCAUUUUAUCAAGUGAAUUUAUCACCGAAUUUACCUGUAUAUAUCUCAUUACGCUGGAAUACAACAUAUCCUGUACGUAGUGUCAUGAGAAAUCCACUUUAUAAAUAUUGGUCUAACUGGAAACAACCAACAGAUCAAAAUACUCCAUGGUCAUUAGUACCAAUAAGUCCACAAGAAACAUCUAUGCAGUAUAAUUUAAAUAAUAAAAUGAAUUCUAAUCUUUCAAUUUCAUCUGCCUGUUGUCCAAUUCAUUCACUUAUUGAAAAGAUAAUUGAUGCUAUCCGUAAAAAUGAUAUGCGAUUUGCUAUAGCAUAUCUUUUACAAACACGUGCACAUCUUCAAUAUGAUUCACCUUUACCUUUGACUGUUAAACAACGACAUACACCAUCGUCUCCUCCGCCUCCUCCUCUUUCAUCAUCAUUAUCAUCAUCUUCACCAUCAACAGCUGUAUCAUCUCCGGCAUCAACAUCACUGAGACAACAGUUGUUGAAUAGUGAUGGCAGUGGAUUGAAAUCUAGCAUGACGAAUGAAAAUAUCCAGGCACUACCUGUCCAACAGCAGCAACAACAACAACAACAAUCUAUGCAGCCGGUGGUUAAUAAAUCGAGGUGUAGAAGUCAACGUCUUUUAUGCGGUGAUAUUAAAAGUUGUGCAUCAUGCUUAGAAGAAUCAUUAUAUCGAGAAUUAUUAUUCCUUGCUAUACAAGCACUGUCUCGAGCGUCACUUGAUCUAGUAUCCUUUGAUGAGAAAUAUGAUCAAGUGUUCCGUAAAAAUGUCAAUUCUAGUCCAUUUCUCACGGAAUUCGAUAAACCACCAAGUCGUAAUGCUUCUGCCUAUCGUCAAAUGCUACGUCCGUUAACACUCAGACCAUAAUAAUAUGACAUAAUAUAUAUAAUGUUGCAUUCACGAUAUCGGUCCGCCUUUUUCCCCAACAUAAUCAAUCAAUAUCUUCUUUCUACACAAAUAUUAUUACUCUACUUGUAUACGACUUCGAAGCAGAGAAGGAGGAGUGAUAUAUUUUCUUCUUGCUUAUUUAUAUAUGCAUAUACUACUUAAUUACUAUUUAUUUAUACCAAUCAGAUUCUACUCAAUCCCUUCUUUAUUUUGGCUGUGACGAUGAAAAGAGGAACAAUUUUUACGAAAAAACUGACACCUACUCACAUAUAUAUUACCCAAUGCUUGCUAAAUACAGGUUCCGACAUUACGUCAUCAAAGUAUGUGUGUGUAUGUAUGUAUGUAUAUUUGGUUGGUUUGUAUUAUUAUUUAUAUAUAUAGACCCUUUCUCCCGUCAUCUAAAUGAUGCCUCGACAUCAUCAUCAUCACCAUUCAAGGCACAUUUCUCGUGUUCUGUCCAUUCAUUCGGGCAAACUAUAUUUAUUACUAUUAUUAUUAUUACCGUUGGGUUUAAUUCGUCACUUCUUUUGCUGCCAUCUCCCUCCAUCUUAUUUUGUCGUCAUAGUUACUGUCAACUAUCUCGUUACGUUAAUCUGGGACCUUAAUUGCCUAUUUAUUGGCUUGUUAUUAUUUAAUAUGUAAACAUAUAAUCUCUUCUAUUUUGUGUGUGUGUGUGUGUGUGCGUGCGUGUCGCAACACAAUAUUUUGAUUAAGUAACCAGUCAAUCAAUCGACCGAUCAAUCAAUAAUAAGGUGUUGUUGUUUGUUGUAAACAAGGCAUUCCAUUUGAUGAUAAUUCCUUCCAUAUAUAUAUAUAUAUAUAUAUAUAUAUAUAUAUAUAUAUAUAUUCACCUGAUUAUUCUUGUAAUCACACUUGUUGUUGUCAUUUGUCAAUGUCUACUACAACAACUCUAUGACUACCACUCAUCUUCAUUGCUGCAUAUUAUAAACACGUAUAUUUGUGUUUGUGCUAAUGGGAUCGGUGAAUCCUUGAAGAAUAACAAUAAUAAUAAUAUCAAUAUUAUAAAAGAAUGAAUACAAUAUAUAUAUAUAUAUAUAUAUA